Molecule: messenger RNA, 2596 nt
Organism: Patiria miniata (bat star)
Lineage: Eukaryota; Metazoa; Echinodermata; Asteroidea; Valvatida; Asterinidae
Product: akirin-2-like
Exons: 4
Coding region: 295-915 (206 amino acids)
Biological process (GO): positive regulation of innate immune response; positive regulation of transcription by RNA polymerase II
Cellular component (GO): chromatin; nucleus
Molecular function (GO): transcription coregulator activity
Source: RefSeq, a predicted model, not a curated record
CGUACGUGCUGCGGGUAGCAAUUUAUGUACAUGUACGUUACGCGGUAAGUGGACGUCGCCCAUUUUGUAUAUUUGUUCAUUUGGGACUGACAAUCUGACAAAAUUGCAUCGAUAAUCAUCUGCCCGUAAGAACGUCAUCGAAUGAAUAUUUCUUCUCACCUGUACAGAGGGAAUAUUAAAGAAGAUAUCUGCCAGUUUUGAGAUAACAUCGUCAAGAAAUAAUCCGGUAAACGCCGGCCGAAUUAAGUGAUCCAUCUCGGAAUCGGAUAGGAGAAGUACCGAUUUCAAGAGAAAAUGGCCUGCGCAACACUGAAACGGACACUAGAUUUCGAUCCUCUACACAGCCCGGGUGCCUCUCCCAAAAGACGAAGAUGUACUCCUCUGUUGUCCCCGUCAUCCCCAACAUCAUCCAUGUCAUCGUCAUGUCGUCAACCGUCGGCGUUUUCGCCAGUUACACCCAGAAUGUCGCCGGGUCAAUUAGCAGCUAACAUUUGUCUAGAAUGGAAGAGGCUAAAGAGAAGACGACAUCUUGAAGACUCGUUCACCGACGCUGGAGCGGGUACCAGCGGAGAACUAGCCGAAUCUGAGCCUCAGCCUCAGGUCACUGACAUGAUGCAUCAGUCAUCAUUCCCUAGUCAUAUGGCGCAUUAUCACGGCGUCAUUCCAGGGUCACCUAGCACAUCCACAGGGGUCGGUCCAGGGCCUCAUGGGAGUAAAGAACAACCCAUGUUUACUCUCAAGCAGGUCAUCAUCAUCUGUGAGAGAAUGCUGAAGGAACAGGAGGCUCGGAUACGUGAGGACUACGAUAAAGUCCUGUCAUGUAAACUAGCAGAACAAUAUGAUGCCUUUGUCAAAUUCAAUCAAGACCAGAUUCAUCGACGUUUCAGAGACUCCACAGCAAGCUAUGUGUCGUAAGCUGCACAUUCAUGACCGAGUUGCAUCUUUUCCUCAAGAGCUGGAGGCAUCACUCCCAAGUUUAGUUCCUGAGACUUAACCAGCACCAGCACCCAAACAAGAAAACGAGUGCACGAAAUAAAUAAACAGUUGUAGGAGUACCCAUUUCUCAAAGUGCAAAAUUACAUGUUCGAUCUCCAAUUCCUAUUUUUGUGCUAUUAUAAUCCAAAUAUUAACAUGAGUGAUAACAAAUCAAUAGUUUCAAAGAAAAACAAUCCCAUUUUACACAAAAAGUUAGUAAUUUUUCUUGUAUUUAUUGAUAGAGUUGUUCGGGGUUUAAGAUUGUUGGUAUUUGUUUUUUUUUUAGCUGACAGCUGUCGCUGUCAGUAAUCAAGAAUGAUCUCAUUUUCAUGAUCUUCAUUUUCAGAGUCUCUUAAGGACAUAUUCUUGGGACUGAACUGGAUCAUUUAAAUCAGUCGUUUCUUUUUUUAUGUUGAAGUUAAGUAUUAACCAAAUUUUUAUGUUGGUCAACUUUUUUGUCUGCACGAUAUUACAGCCAUGUUUAAUCAGCAAAAAUUCCUUUUUUUAGAAGACGUGUAUUAGCCUUAUAUUUAUUCAAAGUAAAAUUAACAUGAAAUUGUUUUACAGUAAUAAGUAACUCCUUGAUUCUCAUGCAUAAUAUGCACGAGAAUUAUGGAAUUUAUUUAAAAAAAAAUAUUUUAAUUAUUUUUCAAGUUAUUCCAACACGACUAUUGAGUAAAGACAAAGAGAUUGUUUUUACUUUUCUGAAGUUCAUACUCAUUGGUCUUAUACCCUGCUUCUCCACAUACAAGUCAAACAACAAUAUAUAUUGGAUUGGAUGGGACCCGACCAAGCCAUAUUUUAUGGAGUUCUGAAUAUUCAGAAUUUCUUGUCCGUCUCACGCUGCCCGAUUGAUCUGGGCAAAAGUGGCAUAUGACUAACCCCCAAAAACAAGCGUAACAAAAAAAUAAACAUUUAAAUCAGACAUGUUACCUUUCAGUUGACUUUAUAUUUAAAAAGAAAAAAGUGUUAAAUUUUGUACAUAUUGUACAGCAACUGUUCUUUGACACUUGUAUUAUUGUUUCAUUUUAAACUUCAUUUAUUUUACUCUAAUAGUUCCAUUCUUAAUUUUCUUUUCCCCCUAAUUUUUCCUGUCUUCGUGUGUAGAUAGUUUGGUGUUGUGAAUUUAGAGAUGAAGUGUAAACAACUUGUUACCUUCAAUUCAAAUUUGAUUUUAACUUUAUUUUUUUGCGUUAAGGUAAUUUCAUGGAGGGAGUUCAAAUACUGAAGAGGCAUUCAAUUCAACAUUAUCUAUAAAAUAUAACUUAGUGCUACUCAAGUUUUUGCUGCUUUGAAUGUACAAUCAGCUUGGGAAAAGAUCUGCUUAACUUCAAAGAAAACUGCUCGACUUGCAAAAGCACAAGAUGAAAAAAAUGACUCCUACUUCAAUCAUUGGGGGACCCGUUGGAAUUACCUUGCAUAUUUGAUUUUGGUGCUAAUUGUUCAAACAGUGUAGAUGCUUUGUGAGUGUUGAAUGGUUGGGUAGUCAAGUGAUAGUCCAGUAAUGUUCACCAUUUAUAAAUAAAAAUCUCUUGUUCCUGAAUCAUAUUUGCAAUCACUUGUUACUUUGUACAUAUAUUCAUGUAUUAACAACUUACAAGUCCGUUCUGAAUAAAGAGUU